This is a messenger RNA of Cuscuta campestris, 821 nucleotides long. Lineage: Eukaryota; Viridiplantae; Streptophyta; Magnoliopsida; Solanales; Convolvulaceae. The record is from the annotation of a GenBank genome assembly.
CUUAGCUUGUUUCUACUACGUAUAUAUUUAUUGUUCCCUCAACUCACACUCCCAUGCACCAACACCAACUACUAUACUUCUUUACUUCAAGUACAAUAUAUUGUUAAUUAUUCGUACACACAAAUUUAGCUUGAAUGAUUAUUGCAUUCAUUUAAUUAACUAGUAAUAACAGACAUAAUAAUAUAUCAUGGCGACGACUUGUCAAGCUGGUGUAGCAGCAGUGAUCCUAGUAGCCCUCUCCGUGGUUGUUGCUUCAGCCCUUGCGGCUGGGCCCGACGACUUAUCGAGGGCUUCCCAUGUCGUCCGGGGCACCGUCUCCUGCAUCGACUGUCAUGAUAAUGCCGCCGGCCAUCAAUACCAUCUUUCAGGAAUCAUGGUAUCCGUGAAGUGCGGUGGCGGGAAGCAGGGCACGGUGGCAACAACAAAAGAAGACGGCAGCUUUGAGACGACGACCUCUCAUAAUUCACAGCCGCCGGAAUCCGGAGGCUGCCAUGCCAAGAUUCUUGGAGGAGCCCAUCAACUCUAUGUUCCAAAGGAAACCUCAUCAGAAGCAGCUAAGACGACGGCGGAACCACCAGCUGGCCACGGCGGCCUCAGCUACACAAUCGUGGAGCCGCUAAGGUUUUACACCCGAUGCCCCAACAAGAAAUGUGAAGCUGCGGCGGGUUCGGAGUUCGGGUCGUCCAAGCCCAUUGAUCUUCCUGACCCCAGUGAAUGGGGACUUGCUCCCACUAACUAUUACUUGCCUUUUAUUCCCAUUAUUGGCAUACCCUAAUUACCUUUUUUAUUAUUAUUAUUAUUAUUAAAUUAUUUGUAUUAUU